Messenger RNA from Rosa rugosa (rugosa rose), 3562 nucleotides. RefSeq names its product sucrose-phosphate synthase 4. Gene Ontology annotation, biological process: sucrose metabolic process. Gene Ontology annotation, molecular function: sucrose-phosphate synthase activity. Lineage: Eukaryota; Viridiplantae; Streptophyta; Magnoliopsida; Rosales; Rosaceae. Bases 344 to 3418 code for a protein of 1024 amino acids. The record is from RefSeq and is a predicted model, not a curated record. The transcript has 14 exons.
UUCAAAGUUGAAGCUUAGCUUCUUUGAAACCACCUCUCUUUCUAUCUAUCUCUUUCUUACCAUUAAAGAUUUUCAAGACAGCAUCAAACUAUACAUAUUCUCCAAUCUUUUCAAGUAUUCUAAUUUUCUAAUUGGAAUUAUAUGAUUCCUGCCAAGAAUUAAACUUUACAUACAAGUAUUAUUUUCAUUUCUCAGUCCCUUUCUGGUAACAUGAACUGAUAUAUAAGCCAUUCAUACAUAUCUAGUUUUCACAUACCAAAGCAGAGAGACAGAGAGAGCUUCAAACUCAUCAUUCUUCAACUUUCUGUAUCAAUAAUCUCUUUGAAAUCAACAGCAAGUUAAGAUGGCGGGAAACGACUGGUUAAACGGCUAUCUCGAGGCGAUUCUGGAUGCAGGAAUUAACACAAGGAAAACGAACGAUGGGAAGCAGAAGAUUGCCAAGUUUGAAGAGCAAGUCAAGGAGGAGAAGUUGUUUAGUCCCACAAAGUACUUCGUGGAAGAAGUAGUUAGCAGCUUUGAUGAGUCAGACCUCCACAGGACAUGGGUUAAGGUAGUAGCUACAAGGAAUACCCGUGAACGCAGCAAUAGGCUUGAGAAUAUGUGCUGGCGCAUUUGGCAUCUCGCUCGAAAGAAGAAACAGAUAGCAUGGGAUGAUGCUCGCAGACUUGCAAGACGACGUCUGGAGAGGGAGCAAGGCCGCCAUGAUGCUGCGGAGGACCUUUCCGAGCUGUCUGAAGGGGAGAAGGAAAAAGGUGACACCAAUUUUACAGAACCGCCUGUCAAGCAAAUAGCAAGAAUCAACUCAGAAAUGCGAUUGUGGUCUGAGGAUGACAACAAGACUAGGCAUCUUUACAUUGUCUUAAUCAGUAUGCAUGGGUUGGUUCGUGGAGAAAACAUGGAACUUGGAAGAGAUUCUGAUACAGGUGGUCAGGUGAAGUAUGUAGUGGAACUUGCUCGGGCUCUGGCCAAUACAAAAGGAGUCUAUAGAGUUGAUCUGUUAACAAGGCAAAUCACCUCACCGGAGGUAGACUCCAGCUACGGUGAACCUAAUGAGAUGCUCAUUUGCCCACCUGAUGGCAGCGGGAGCUGUGGAGCCUACAUUGUCCGCCUUCCAUGUGGACCCCGCGACAAGUACGUACCGAAAGAGUCGCUAUGGCCUCACAUACCUGAAUUUAUUGAUGGGGCUCUCGGCCACAUUGUGAACAUGGCAAGAGCUCUAGGCGAUGAGGUCAAUGGUGGGAAACCAACAUGGCCUUAUGUCAUCCACGGCCACUAUGCUGAUGCAGGGGAGGUGGCUGCUCAGUUGUCUGGUGCCUUGAAUGUGCCAAUGGUGCUGACGGGGCAUUCCCUAGGAAGAAACAAGUUUGAACAGCUGCUCAAACAGGGGAGAUUGUCGAGGGAGGACAUCAAUGCAACCUACAAGAUUAUGAAGAGGAUCGAGGCUGAGGAGCUGGCUUUGGAUGCUGCUGAAAUGGUGGUGACUAGUACUAGGCAAGAGAUUGAAGAACAGUGGGGACUGUAUGAUGGGUUCGAUCUCAAGUUGGAGAGGAAGCUCAGGGUUAGGAGACGCCGGGGAGUUAGUUGCCUUGGACGAUACAUGCCAAGAAUGGUGGUUAUACCGCCAGGCAUGGACUUCAGCUAUGUUACAGUGCAAGAUACUGAAGGAGAUGGAGAUCUCAAAUCCCUAAUUGGUUCUGACAGAGCUCAAAGCAAAAGGAAUCUCCCUCCAAUAUGGUCUGAGGUAAUGCGAUUUUUCACUAAUCCUCACAAGCCCACUAUACUUGCAUUGUCUCGUCCCGACCCAAAGAAAAAUGUUACUACAUUGCUGAAGGCCUUUGGGGAAUGCCAACCUCUUCGGGAGCUAGCCAACCUGGCACUGAUACUUGGUAACAGAGAUGACAUUGAAGAAAUGCCAAAUAGCAGCUCGGCUGUUCUAACAACCGUGCUCAAGAUGAUCGACAAGUAUGAUCUGUAUGGUCAAGUGGCCUAUCCUAAACAUCACAAGCAAUCAGACGUCCCUGACAUAUAUCGUCUAGCUGCAAAAACAAAGGGAGUCUUCAUCAACCCAGCUCUUGUGGAACCUUUCGGUCUCACUAUUAUAGAGGCAGCUGCUUAUGGUUUACCAGUGGUUGCCACCAGAAACGGAGGACCUGUGGACAUUCUGAAGGCACUAAACAAUGGCCUCCUAGUUGACCCACAUGACCAGAAGGCCAUAGAGGAAGCACUGCUAAAGCUUGUUGCAGAUAAAAACCUCUGGUUGGAAUGCAGAAAGAAUGGCUUAAAGAACAUCCACCGCUUUUCGUGGCCAGAACACUGCCGAAACUACCUCUCCCAUGUUGAGCACUCCCGAAACCGCCACCCCACCACCCGCCUUCAGAUCGUACCAAUUCCUGAAGAACCAAUGAGUGACUCUCUAAAAGACGUGGAGGACCUUUCUUUGAGAUUCUCUGUAGAUGGAGAUUUCAAGCAUAAUAGUGAGCUUGAUGCAGCAACUAGACAGAAGGAACUCAUUGAAGCCAUAACCAGAAUGGCUUCAUCCAAUAGCAAUGCUGGCGCUACUUACUGUCCUGGUAGGAGGCAGAGGCUGUUUGUAAUAGCGGUGGACUGUUAUGACCAGAAUGGAAAUGGUACUCCGACGUUUCAGGAAAUUAUAACGAGUGUCAAGAAAGCAGCAAGCUUAGGAUUUGGCCAGGGUCGUGUAGGCUUCGUAUUGUUAACUGGUUCCAGCUUACAAGAAACCGUGAAGGCAUUUAAAGGGUGUCAAGUAAGCAUUGAAGAAUUUGAUGCGUUGGUCUGCAAAAGUGGGAGUGAAAUGUAUUAUCCAUGGAGAGAUUUGGCAGCUGAUGCAGAUUUUGAAAGUCAUAUUGAGUACAGAUGGCCUGGAGAGAAUGUGAGGUCCAUGGUGCCAAGGCUAGCCAUUUUAGAAGGUGGGACUGAGGAUGACAUCACGGAGUAUGGAGGAUCAAGUAGUUCAAGGUGCUACUCUUAUAAUGUGAAACCAGGAGCCAAGACUCGGCGAGUUGAUGACCUGCGCCAAAGGCUGCGGAUGCGAGGCUUCCGAUGCAACCUUUUCUACACUCGUGUAGCAUCAAGGUUAAAUGUUGUACCACUCUUUGCAUCAAGAGUACAAGCACUGAGAUAUCUUUCGGUCAGGUGGGGAACUGAUCUAUCCAAAGUGGUUGUGUUUGUGGGGGAAAAAGGAGAUACAGAUAAUGAAGACCUGCUGGCUGGUCUCCAUAAGACACUAGUUUUAAGAGGAUCUGUUGAGUAUGGCAGUGAGAAGCUUCUUCAUAGUGAAGAUGGUUUCAGAAGAGAUGAUGUAGUCCCACAAGAUAGCCCUAACAUUGCCCUUGUAGAGAGCUAUCAACCCCAUAAUAUCUCAGCCACUCUUGAAGCUCUUGGGAUAAAGGGACUUUAGUGUUGCCUUUAUCUCUCCUUUACUAAUAUAUUUCGACAAUUCAAACAAGACUGAGUGCUACACAUAAGAGAAUAUACAUCUCAACUUUUUGUAAGUAAUUUCAUUUAUACAUACAAAAACUAACGGAAGCUUUAUUUCUCUUUC